Molecule: messenger RNA, 936 nt
Organism: Python bivittatus (Burmese python)
Lineage: Eukaryota; Metazoa; Chordata; Lepidosauria; Squamata; Pythonidae
Source: RefSeq, a predicted model, not a curated record
GUGUCUUAACCAGGGCACUGCAGCUUUGGGGAAGAGUCAGUGGGUCGGCAGCACUGCGUCCCCAACCCUCCCGCUCUGUUCCGAAAUGGGAAGCAGCUUCCUGUUCGCUGGGAAACUGGCAGACCGAUGCGAUUGUCAAGUCGCUGCUGUCCCAUGAGGCAGGUGGCUUCAGGUGAGUCGGGCAAGCGAGCCCAGCCACGGACGCGGAGAGGACUGCAGGAUCCUGGGAUCUGGCAGUCAGCCAUCCCUUGAAGACUUGGGCAGUGUGACAAAAAAUUGGCAGGAGAGGGAAGAGAAGGUUUUGGGUUUUUGUUAAUCUCACGCCCCCUGCCAGGUGACCCUGGAGAAGUGCUCCAUGUGCUCGAAGCCCAUCAUGGAUCGGAUCCUGCGGGCGAUGGGCAAAGCCUACCACCCGCAGUGCUUCACCUGCGUCGUCUGCCACCGCUGCCUGGACGGGAUCCCGUUCACCGUCGACGCCACCAGCCAGAUCCACUGCAUCGAAGAUUUCCACCGGAAAUUUGCCCCCCGGUGCUCCGUGUGCGGAAAUGCCAUCAUGCCCGAGCCGGGACAGGAGGAGACGGUGCGGAUCGUGGCCCUCGACCGCAGCUUUCACAUCAGCUGCUACAAGUGCGAGGAGUGUGGGCUGCUGCUCUCUUCUGAAGGGGAGGGCCGAGGCUGCUAUCCCCUGGACAGCCAUAUCCUCUGCAAGAACUGCAGCGCACGGCGGAUCCAAGAUCUCUCCUCCAAGAUCACCACCGACUGCUGAUGGGGGGGUUACCUCGGCCUCCUCCUCCUGGGGGUGCCCCGGGUUGGGGCCUCGUGGGCUGCUCUACUUCGCACCCCUCUCAGGCGCCCCCUUCAAAGAAAAGAUCUCAUUGCUCUAAUGCAGUGUUUCUCAACCUCGGCCAUUUUAAGAUAUGUGGACUUCGACUCCCA